Macadamia integrifolia is the source of this 1488-nucleotide messenger RNA. RefSeq names its product pseudo histidine-containing phosphotransfer protein 6. NCBI's taxonomy places the organism in Eukaryota, Viridiplantae, Streptophyta, Magnoliopsida, Proteales, Proteaceae. The transcript has 4 exons. Gene Ontology annotation, molecular function: histidine phosphotransfer kinase activity; protein histidine kinase binding. Gene Ontology annotation, cellular component: cytoplasm; nucleus. The record is from RefSeq and is a predicted model, not a curated record. The coding region runs from base 725 to 1198 and encodes 157 amino acids. Gene Ontology annotation, biological process: cytokinin-activated signaling pathway; phosphorylation; phosphorelay signal transduction system.
CUAGGGGUCACCACCACCACCUGCCACUGAGCCUUCUUUUUCGGGUGCUCAAUCCAUUCCCAGACUUCAAGGCUCAGUUUUUUAAAGUCCCUUUAAAGUUUCAUCUUUUGUUUGUAAACACUGUGUUUUGGAAUUGGUAAUGAAAGGAAAAGUUGUUUGCUCCCAAAAGAGAAAAAUUACAGAAAAAAAGUGAAAAGAAGAAGAAGAAGAAGAAGAGAGUCUGUGUGAGGAGUGAGGAGUGAGGAGUGAGGAGUGAGAACUGUGUGGAGAGCAUGGGACAAAAGCCAAAAUAAAGAUGAAAAGGAGCCGUUUUUGUUUCUGGAAGACUGACAUUACCGGCUGCAGGCAGUGGUCGGUGCCAAGGUCGACCGCCGCACCUGCUCCACAGACAGCACGCGAGGUAACCUGAGUACGGGCCACAACAGGUCACCGGGUCCUAUAGAUUCCACGCAUUCACCUCGAUCUCGUCUCCCUCGCACGCCCAACCUCUUCCCCAUUUCUUUUUUCUCUCUUUCUCUCUGUCUCUCACACAGACUCUCACACAUCCCUCUCCUUCUACCCUUUAAAUUCUGGACCCCAUUUCUCUCCCUUCCGCCCACAAUCCCCAAACCCUUAAACCCUUCGACGAAAAGAUCAAAAAACUGCUCUUACAUUUCUCUUCCGCUUUCACUCUAGCUUGUUAAUUGAGCUCAAAUCAUUCGUCAAAACGGGUCUGCCGCUGUGGAUGCUUGGGUUCGGCGCGGAUCGCUUGCGAGCCGACAUGAAUCGUUUACUUUCCUUAUUAUUCCACCAGGGAGUACUGGAUGAGCAAUUCUUGCAGCUCCAGCAGCUCCAAGAUGAGACCUCUCCGAAUUUCGUCUCUGAGGUCGUCAACAUCUUCUUCCAUGAGUCUGAGAAGCUCUUAAGGAAUCUCAGGGGAAUGCUGUCGGAUAGGGAGUUCUCAGACUAUCAGAAGAUGGGAAUACAUCUUAACCAGUUCAUGGGUAGUAGUUCCAGCAUUGGAGCCAAGAGGGUCAGAAAUGUAUGUGUUGCCUUUCGUUCUGCUUCAGAGCAAAACAACAGAGCUGGAUGCUUGCGAGCUUUAGAGUUGUUGGAGCAUGAAUACUGCUAUCUCAAGAAUAGAUUACACGAACUGUUCCAAAUAGAACAGCAACGCGUGAUGGCAGCUGGAGUUUGGUAUCCAAUACAACAGGACUGAGACGAUUCGACACUUACUGAUACAUACUGUUUGAGAUUCGUGGAAUCUAUUAAUCAGAAAAUCUCGAAGUUUUUGAGUCUCAAUUACUCGAUCAGUAGUCACAGGAGAAAGAAGAGAAGAGAAGAGAAGAGAAGGGAAGAGGGUCGAUCCAACGCCUUUGUCAUUACUGUUUCUGGUAGAUUUUAUACCAUGAAUGACGCUUACUCGUGUUGUACUGGUGAAACGGAAAUGGUGUGGUACAUGUAACUGCAACUGUGCUUCUAAUAUCAAUAUAUCCACUUUGUCAUUAA